Messenger RNA from Polyodon spathula (Mississippi paddlefish), 426 nucleotides. It is a transcript of the gene gtf2h5, whose product is annotated as general transcription factor IIH, polypeptide 5. The record is from RefSeq and is a predicted model, not a curated record. Gene Ontology annotation, cellular component: transcription factor TFIIH core complex; transcription factor TFIIH holo complex. The transcript is spliced from 3 exons. Gene Ontology annotation, biological process: nucleotide-excision repair, preincision complex assembly; transcription initiation at RNA polymerase II promoter; nucleotide-excision repair. Lineage: Eukaryota; Metazoa; Chordata; Actinopteri; Acipenseriformes; Polyodontidae. The coding region runs from base 132 to 347 and encodes 71 amino acids.
GUCCUAAUUCGCUCACCGUAAAAUAGUGACGUAUACAUCCUGAUAAAACAAAAUAUUGUCCUGGUGAACGGCGUAUCAAGGAGAGAGAGAUAGACUAAAGGAACAAAAAGUGCUCACACACACAAGUGAAGAUGGUCAAUGUUCUUAAAGGAGUUCUUGUCGAAUGUGAUCCCGCCAUGAAACAGUUUCUGCUGUACUUGGAUGAAACAUCAGCUCUGGGAAAGAAGUUUAUCAUUCAAGACUUGGAUGACACACACAUCUUCAUUUUAGCAGAAGUAGUUCAAAUCCUUCAGGAAAGAGUAGGGGAGUUAAUGGACCAGAACUCGUUCCCUGUCACCCAGAAAUAAAGUAACAAGAAAAAAUAAACAACAAAACAAAACAAAAAAACACAACAACAACUAUAUAACAGAGGCUAUGGAAUUCAAA